Messenger RNA from Rhizopus microsporus ATCC 52813, 993 nucleotides. Its product is annotated as geranylgeranyl pyrophosphate synthase. Gene Ontology annotation, biological process: isoprenoid biosynthetic process. NCBI's taxonomy places the organism in Eukaryota, Fungi, Mucoromycota, Mucoromycetes, Mucorales, Rhizopodaceae. Bases 1 to 993 code for a protein of 330 amino acids. The transcript is spliced from 7 exons. The record is from RefSeq and is a predicted model, not a curated record. Gene Ontology annotation, molecular function: prenyltransferase activity.
AUGCUCACAUUCACGACAACUACGAACGGCUUAAAAAACACUGUUCUUUCGCUUGAAAGACAACAAACUGGUCUUGAAUCUAUUGAAAAGCCUCAAGAAGAUAUCCUUCUUGAACCAUUUCGUUAUUUAUGCGCUAACCCCGGUAAAGACAUACGCUCCAAGAUGAUUGAAGCAUUUGAUGCGUGGUUACAAGUGCCCAAAGAAGAUUUAAAAGUCAUUACAAAAGUCAUCGAAAUGCUUCACAGUGCCAGUUUAUUGAUCGAUGAUGUCGAAGAUGACUCUGUGCUUCGUCGAGGAGUGCCUGCUGCGCAUCACAUUUAUGGUGUUCCUCAGACAAUCAAUUGUGCAAACUAUGUUUACUUUGUUGCAUUAUCUGAGCUCACUAAAUUAAACAAGCCCAAGAUGAUUGAUAUUUAUACUGAGGAAUUGAUCAAUUUACAUCGUGGUCAAGGCAUGGAAUUAUUCUGGAGAGACACUUUGACUUGUCCCACAGAGAAGGAAUUUCUUAAUAUGGUAAAUGACAAAACGGGUGGUCUCUUGAGAUUGGCCGUCAAAUUGAUGCAAGAAGCCAGUCAAUCGACAGUUGACUACACUGGUCUAGUAAGCAAGAUUGGUAUUCAUUUCCAAGUACGAGAUGAUUACAUGAACUUGCAAUCAAAGCAGUAUGCUGAUAAUAAGGGUUUCUGUGAAGACUUGACUGAAGGAAAGUUCUCUUUCCCCAUCAUCCAUUCUAUUCGUACCGACCCUUCCAACCGUCAAUUGCUCAAUAUUCUCAAGCAACGUAGUAAUUCGGUUGAACUAAAGCAGUUUGCCCUUCAAUUGCUAGAAAAGACAAACACCUUUGCUUACUGUCGACGUUUCUUAUCUGUCUUGGAAAAAGAGGCCAGAAAUGAAAUCGCUUCUUUGGGAGGCAACAAGACUUUAGAAAGAAUACUGGAUGCUUUGAGUGUCAAGGAAGAAGAGAAUGAUGCUAUCUUGUUUAGUUCCAUCUAA